CAUGCAAUGCGCAACAAUCACUUCAAAGUUACCUCUUGCUACUUUACUGAUGCGAAGUGCUAUCGUUCAGACGCAUACGUGCUUGACAAGUAUUGCAGGCGUACAACGGUCGACUUCAACUCUCGAUGGCGAUGAGUAGCAAUCGAGCUUCCGGCUCGUGGUUUAACGCGUAAUAUUAUUGGUACUGAAGAUAUAGUCAUCGAGAAAGCUUGCACAAACCAUUUUUUUUGUAAUUAACAUAUAAAAUAAUUUAUAUAUAACCUCUAAAUUAUUUAAGAUCCAAGUACUUAUAUCUCUUUUAGUGUUAAACGUGCUAAUUUUUCCUAAUCUAAUCUGAUGUUACAUGAAGACGAAGCUUCUCAACAAUCUGAUAAUAUCAUCUCCAACCCUUGUGCUAUCUUUACCUACGUGGACAGUGCGUGCAUAUAAGCGACUCCACAUUUAGUUAUUGGAAGAUUUUGUUUCCGGAGAACUUUUAGAUGGUUUUGCACAUGAAUGCGCAGUAUUCCAACAUGACGAGCUAUUCCGCGAAAUGUAAAUCGGGACUAUUAUCUGUUAGUCAAUGAAUCCCACGUAGUUUCAACGCAGGAAGAAACAAAGUUAAAUGCAGUUUUUCUCUCGAUGAACUUUUAUGACAGAUGGAAAACGCAAUGCUGAAAGCUGGAGGAAAUCGGUCUCGACUUCGCAGUCGCGCUUGCAAAUUUCAUUACAUUCGAUUUUUCUACUUCCCGUAACUCUGAGUCCUUGCUGCACGCAAGCGUGGCAAGAGUUUACUUCUGACAUCAUCCAUUUCUCCAACGAUCAGUCGUGGUUCAGCUUUCACCCACUACUCGCUAGUAGAACGCUCCGCGAUCAAUCUCGAGGGCAAGUUCUCGUCGAGUGAUCCUCGAAAAUGCAGAAGGUACAGCCUCCUAACGAGUACUAUCUGCAGGACCUCAAGUACGCGAGUACGUUCCUUCCGAAUAUCUUGAACGCGCUCGGUAUCUGGCUGUCACUCGGCAAACGGAAAUCCAUUUGUAAAAGGCUCGUCGACUUCUUCUUCAUUUUCCUAUCGUUUGGCCUGAUAUUCGCCGUCCUAAUACCCGGUAGCCUCUUCUGGGUGUUCAAGGGAAACGCGCGCACUCGUCUGCGGAUGUCCACAUUUACCAUGUAUGUGAUCGGAACCAUCGGCAAAUACAGCAUUCUGAUACUUGGCCAGGAUCGGAUUAGGCGCUGUUGGAAAUACAUCGAGGAGGAUUGGCGGAAUGUCGCCAAGGCGGACGCACGGAACAUGAUCCUCGAGUGCGCAGGAGUCGGCAGACGUCUCGCUGCGAUCUGUGGAUGGUUCUAUUUCUGCAGCGGACUGGCCGGUCGCUUGCUCCCGUUGUUGUACUGGGGAAAAAUUGUUGAUCAGAACAAUGUCACGGUCAAACUGCUACCCAAUCCGGCCUACCUGUUCUCCUUGAAUAUGCAAGCCACCCCCGUCUAUGAGAUAAUGUACUCGGUGCAAGGAGCGUACGGUCUCGUUACUGUAUCAAUCACCGCAAGUGCACCCGGUCUUAUCAUCGUCUUCGUGAUGCACGCUUGCGGUCAGUUGAAGAUUUUAAUGAACUUGAUGAGAGAGUUCAUUGAAGAACAGCGACAGAAGGAAAUGGAUAAAAAGCUGGCCAAUAUAGUGGAGCAUCAGAUCAAAAUACGGAGUUUUUUGGAAUUGGUGGAGCAUGCAAUGCAUCAAAUAAGUUUCAUAGAAAUAUCGGCAUGUAUUGGGUCGUCCGGAAAGUUCGUGCCGAUUUUUAAUAGAUGGCGUUGGAACAUGUCUGAAUAUUGUAUUACAUUUUUACAGGAAUGGAAUAAUAGUAAUUCUAUGGUAAUGAUUCCUUACACUAUUGUAUGUAGUUCUGCAAUAAUAAGUAUGUUUAUAGUUUGUUACACAGGCAAUCAACUUAUCCUGCAGGCGAAGACAGCGCUUAUGACUUGCGAACUUGAGUGGUAUCGUCUUUCAGACCUAAAGGCACGCCAAAUGGUGCUGCUAAUGAUCAUGUCUAACAAACCGAUCAAGAUCACCGCUGGAAAGGUCUUGGAUCUCUCAUUAAAAACAUUUGGUAACAUUAUAAAAGCCUCCUUGGCGUAUCUUAAUAUGCUUCGGAAUGUAAUUGGCUAAGUCUUUCUGUUCUGUUCAAUGAAGUUUAUGAAAUCUACGCCACACAUAUUAGUAACACCUUGUACUGUAUACAUAACAAAAAUAUUUAAAAUACAGAUAGUUGUCGCUA
Messenger RNA from Ooceraea biroi (clonal raider ant), 2249 nucleotides. Its product is annotated as odorant receptor 13a. Gene Ontology annotation, cellular component: plasma membrane. Gene Ontology annotation, biological process: sensory perception of smell; detection of chemical stimulus involved in sensory perception of smell. The record is from RefSeq and is a predicted model, not a curated record. Gene Ontology annotation, molecular function: odorant binding; olfactory receptor activity. Lineage: Eukaryota; Metazoa; Arthropoda; Insecta; Hymenoptera; Formicidae.